Corythoichthys intestinalis (scribbled pipefish) is the source of this 2741-nucleotide messenger RNA. It is a transcript of the gene akap17a, whose product is annotated as A kinase (PRKA) anchor protein 17A. The transcript has 7 exons. Gene Ontology annotation, molecular function: nucleic acid binding. Lineage: Eukaryota; Metazoa; Chordata; Actinopteri; Syngnathiformes; Syngnathidae. The record is from RefSeq and is a predicted model, not a curated record. Bases 178 to 2163 code for a protein of 661 amino acids.
ACCAUGCGGAAGUGGCUUCGCUUGUAUUAAUAUGCCACAGUAGGUCGUUUGCUUUUCGUUUCAUUGUCUUUAACCGCGAAGUUACCAAAUGUGCGACAGAUUUGAUUUUUCGUCGUAACAGAAAUCCAAGCGCUUUAAUCAUAUUACAUUGGUGAGGUUUUCAGGCUUUCUGUCACAAUGACCACCAUCGUCCAUGACACUACAGAGGCAGUGUGCCUUUCUGCUGAGCACAACAUUUACUUGAAACCCAUUGCCAAAAUGACCGUCAGUGUGACGCUUCCACAACUCAAACUGCCGGGAAAGAGCAUUUCCAACUGGGAGGUCAUGGAAAGAGUAAAGGCCAUGGUAGUGCCGGACCAGUUUUCAGCCCUCCGAGUGUCCAAGAGCACGAUGGACUUCAUUCGUUUUGAGGGCGAGGUGGAAAACAAAAUGGUUGUGAAGACUUUGUUGGGGCGUCUGGAUGGGAAGAGCAUCAAACUCAGUGGAUUUACUGAUGUAUUGAAGGUGCGUGCAGUUGAGAACAAAGUGGACUUCCCCACGAGACAUGACUGGGACUCAUUCUUUCGAGAUGCCAAAGACAUGAAUGAAACUCUACCGGGUGAGAGGCCUGACACUAUUCACCUGGAAGGACUGCCCUGUCGCUGGUUCAGCCAAAAACAAAGCGGUUUUCCUGACCGACCAUGUCAGGAGGUCCUCAUCGCGGUCUUUGAGGCAUUUGGCAAGGUACGAAAUGUGGACAUCCCAAUGCUGGACCCAUACAGGGAGGAGAUGCUGGACAAAAACUUUAACACUUUUAGUUUUGGGGGCCAUUUGAACUUUGAGGCUUAUGUGCAGUACCACGAAUACGACGGCUUUACCAAAGCCAUGGACACGCUACGUGGAAUGAAGCUGAUGCUGAAAGGAGAUGAUGGAAAGGCAGUCGCUUGCAAUAUAAAGGUGACGUUUGACACCACCAAGCAUCUCGGUGAGUCAGCUAUGAAGAAGCGGAACCUGGAGAGGCUCAAGCUACAGGAGUUGGAGAAGCAGCGAGAAGAGCAAAAGCGGAGGGAGAAGGAAGAGGAAGAGCGUCGCAAAGAGCAGGAGCGCAAACAGAAAGAACAGGAGGAAGAGGAGCGCGAGAGGAAGAAAGAGGAGAAGCAGCGGAAGCGUGAACAGAAGCUGCAGGAGAGGGAGGAGAGGAGAAACAUGAAGAAGGUGAGAAAGCAGCAGGAGGAGGAGCAGAAGAAGCUUCAGAUGAAGAUUGCCAUGGAGGAACGGAGGCUUCUUCUGGCGCAGCGGAACCUUGAAUCAAUCCGGCUCAUUGCUGACCUGUUGGCCAGAGCUAAGGCUGUCAAGCAGCAGCAGCAGUUAAAGGAGCAGGCCGAGCGCGAAGAGCGCGAAAGACAAGAGAAGGCUCGACAGGAGGAGGAACGCGCCCGCCGUCAGCAUCUGGAAGCCUGCCGGCGUAAGCAGCAGGAGGAGCUUCUUAAAGUGGAAUUGGAAAAGGAACGCGCCCUCGACCUCCAACGCCGGGAGAAGGAGCUCAGAGAGAAGCUGCUCUCCAACAUGUUGAAGAAGAACAGUGACAAGCCUGUAAGACCUCGUGACACGCCGGAACAGGACGAUAUCACCAUGAGCAAGGAAGCCCCAAAUCCUGGGAGAGAGAAAGUACCCUUGGCAGUCUUGGGUCAGGUAAAUGGAGUGAUAGCAACAGAGGACAAAGACAAGCAGGGAUCCGCACCUUCUAAACCCUCAGGUAGAAGUCGAGGGACUAAGGAGAGAAAGGAAGGAGAGGCUGUGAAAAAUAAGAAGGACGAUGUGAGGUGCAGGUAUAGCGAGGAGCAUGACAGCAACUCAAAAAGCCGAGGGAGGAGGCCGCAUUCCAGCAGCAGCAGCAGCAGACGGAGAACGAGCGCUAACCACCGCAAGACCUCCAGCCAUCACAGGAGGAGCGAAAGUUCGCAUCGCUACCGGAGGUGUAGCCAAAGCCAUUGGAGCAGAAGCACAAGCUCUAGCCGGGACAGGAGCAGGAGCAGCAGCGGGAGGAGCUACAGCAGGGGAAGGAGCCGCAGACACCGUCACCGUAGAUACAGCAGCAGGAGUGACAGCAGGAACAGGAGUCGCUACAGUCGAGGAUACAGAAGGCGCAGCUACAGUAGAGACGGGAGUCUCUCCAGAAGAUGAGCACUACUUUUGUCCUUUUCACACAUUUCACAGUGUUGUUGAACUCCAAUAAACUCAGUAUUUCAAGGGCACUGAAACAGCUUGUGAAAGUGCACUGUUACUGUAGUACCGAUGAUCCAUUCCAAACUCACGUGACAUUACAUUGGGUAUAUCUUUGAACAACUUGAAUGUACAAUCAAUCGAACAGAUGAAGAAACUUUAGAAAAAUGGUUACGUAGCUUUUCAAUUGUCGGCAUGGAUUUGAUUCCCAAACUCUGGUAGUAGUCCAAAACCAAGAUUAACCCUUAAAUAACUGCAACAUGAACCAAUUAUCAGAGAAUCCCAAAAUUUGAAAAAUAAGGUCCUAAUGAAACCUUUUUUUCAGAUUUGUAAAAAGAAAAGUCAAAAUGAAUAUGCGUAAUAAGCGCUCUGAUAUAACCCUUGCUAAAUCCUGUUUGUUUUUCUCAUGGAACCUGCAGAUGCAUGUGUUGACUUGCAUCAAUCUAUUUUUUUUUUUUUUUUUUUUUUCCAAAAAGAAUUGUCAACAUUCUGAAUUAGUCUCAAAAUCAUGAAAUUUUAGGUGUAUCAAAUGUGAUACG